AUGAGUGCAAACACCUCCAUGGUGACUGAGUUUCUUCUUCUCAGCUUCUCCCACCUGGCCAACCUCCAGGGCUUGCUCUUCUCUGUCUUUCUCACUAUCUACCUGCUGACCGUGGCAGGCAAUUUCCUCAUUGUGGUGCUGGUCUCCACUGAUGCUGCCCUCCAGUCCCCUAUGCACUUCUUCCUGCGCACCCUCUCGGCCUUGGAGAUUGGCUAUACGUCUGUCACGGUCCCCCUGCUACUUCACCACCUCCUUACUGGCCAGCGCCACAUCUCUCGCUCUGGAUGUGCUCUCCAGAUGUUCUUCUUCCUCUUCUUUGGCGCCACGGAGUGCUGCCUCCUGGCAGCCAUGGCCUAUGACCGCUAUGCAGCCAUCUGUGAACCCCUCCGCUACUCACUGCUGCUGAGCCACCGGGUGUGUCUACAGCUAGCUGGGUCGGCGUGGGCCUGUGGGGUGCUGGUGGGGCUGGGCCAUACCUCUUUCAUCUUCUUUUUGCCCUCUGCAGCCCCAAAUGCCAUCGUGCAGUUCUUCUGUGAGAUCCAGCCUGUCCUGUAGCUGGUAUAUGGAGACACCUCGCUUAAUGAACUGCAGAUUAUCAUGGCAGCAGCCCUCCUCAUCCUCUGUCCCUUUGGCCUCAUCCUGGGCUCCUACGGGCGUAUCCUCGUUACCAUCUUCCGGAUCCCAUCUGUUGCGGGCCUCCGCAAGGCCUUCUCCACCUGCUCCUCCCACCUGAUCGUGGUCUCCCUCUUCUAUGGCACCGCCAUCUUUAUCUAUAUUCGCCCUAAGGCCAGCUACGAUCCGGCCACUGACCCUCUGGUGUCCCUCUUCUAUGCUAUGGUCACCCCCAUCCUCAACCCCAUCAUCUACAGCCUGCGGAACACAGAGGUCAAAGCUGCCCUAAAGAGAACCAUCCAGAAAACGGUGCCUAUGGAGAUUUGA
Messenger RNA from Gorilla gorilla gorilla (western lowland gorilla), 939 nucleotides. It is a transcript of the gene OR10C1, whose product is annotated as olfactory receptor family 10 subfamily C member 1. The record is from RefSeq and is a predicted model, not a curated record. Gene Ontology annotation, molecular function: olfactory receptor activity; G protein-coupled receptor activity. NCBI's taxonomy places the organism in Eukaryota, Metazoa, Chordata, Mammalia, Primates, Hominidae. Gene Ontology annotation, biological process: G protein-coupled receptor signaling pathway. Gene Ontology annotation, cellular component: membrane. The transcript has a single exon.